GGAAAUAAAAAACGUCCUAAUAAUAUUAUUAAGAUUUAUUGAAUACGCAAAGGUGCAUGAGUAUCAAAAAACGAUUUUUGAGUAUCCUGUAUCCGUUUGUGUUAGUUGAGGUAUUUUAACAAAAGAACGUGGCCCAUAUAUUUAUUUACAAUACUUUUAAACCUAAACGUUAUUUGGGUUGCUAAUCUACCCGGGCGCAACUCUCUUCAGCAGCCUGCUGGAAUCAUUGAAUUAUUUUAGACAAAUUAAAGGCUCUCCGUUUUGAUAGUAGUGUUUCAGAAUGUUUCUGACUAUGUGAAAUUCGGUAAAUCAGUUAGUCAAUGCUCAAUGACUUAAUGGUCCUUGCAUGGAGGAAAUCAUUCGCAUGCCAAUGUGGGAUUAGGCAAUGUUAAAUGCAUAUCGCUGGGUUUUGCCAAUUAGUAUUGUGUUGCACCUAAUCCAGUUGGUAACAACCCAGAUUCUCCAAUACUAUCCAAAUGUUCGCGUUCCCAGUGAAGUACUCUUUUCCAACGUGUAUAAAAUCAACGAUGAUUCCGAUAGUUUUUACCUAAGGUCGCCGGGAUAUCCUAACAAAUAUCCAGACAACUCCAACAUUGCUUAUUGGAUACAGGGUAACGGACGCCCCAUCGAAAUAACAACAUUGUCCAUGAGUCUGCAGCAACCCGAGAUGAAUGGAACUUGCUUAAAGGAUUACGUUGCUGUAUGGGAUCUAAAAUAUGAAUAUUAUCAAUUAAAAGUAGCCUGUGGCAGAGCGGAUUUGGAUCUUGUGUCCUACAGCGAUUCAUUAAUAAUUCUUUUCGUGUCGGAUGACCGCUAUGCAUUCAACGGUUUCAUUCUGAAAAUAGAGAGAAGCAGGCAAUACUGUGGAGCAGACGAACUGCGUUGCGAGCCAAAAAGAGACGCUCAGUUGCCGAAGGGAAAUUUUAAGCUAAUUUACAAUUACAAAUGUCUCCGACCAGAACGUAUUUGUGACGGACAGAAGGACUGCCCAAACGGCGAAGACGAGAUUUGCACUACGCAGUGUGGCAAGAAGUACUCUGCACCGGAUGUGCAAACACAAUCGCAAACGCGUAUCGUCGGGGGCAUCGAAGCUUUUCCCAAUGCUUGGCCGUGGCAGGUUAACAUGAAAAUGGAAUCCGGGAAGGACAUAUACACCUGCGGCGGAUCCGUGAUAGCUGCUGGAUGGAUUCUGACUGCCGGGCAUUGCUGUCAACUGAAUGGCGUCGAUUUUGCACCCAGUCAGUUACAAAUGAAAGUUGGCUUUCACCGCUGCCACGAUCCGGCUGACGGAUUGACGAUUCAUGCGGAGAGACUGUUUGUCCCCGCAGAUUAUAGUGCCCGCGGUUGGGGUGUCAAUUACGACUUUUGCAUUAUUAAGUUGGUGAAAAUGAUUUCAUUCACCAACAAAAUUCAGCCUGUAUGCCUGCCUCGGCCCUACUCGGGGCCGCUGAGGAACCAAAACUGCACCGCCACGGGUUGUGGCAAUAUGGUACAAUGGAGUGGAUCAGGGACUCAGCCAGCUGCUCGAGUGCCCGUCAGCCUUAUGGCAGUCAACCUGGCAAUAAUGAACAAUUCACAGUGCGCCAGAUAUUUCCCGAGAAUUGCACCGGAAAUGGUGUGUGGCGCUUCUAAAUUAGCCAGGGACACAUGUCGUGGCGAUAGCGGAGGUCCAUUCUGCUGCAAAGUGCCUGAUUCCGCGGAUCCACCUCAAUACCAGCUGUCGGGAAUAACGUCCUUUGGACAUGGUUGUGCAUCAGGUCGACCUGGUGUCUUUUCUAAUCCUGUCCGCGCGCUACCCUUUCUGAUCAGAGUACUAUACGAGCACAACUUUUGGGGAUGGCAUGCUGACACCGUUGUCCCGCUGCUCAAUCAUAGGCGUUAUCCGCGGCCGCCGUAUACACCAAAAGUUGUGGCUAAUUUGUCAGAAAGGCUCCAAACCAUUGACUGGCUUGUGGAAGACGGGGAUGCUACAUUUGACCGCAGCGGUAGUGGAAAGUUUACCACAGAGGUCAAGUUAUUAAAAAUGGUGUCAGCCAUCUAUUUUUCUCUUACCUGUUAUUAUUUAAUUUUUCUACCACUCGUUGCUCCCUUGAACGGCGGUUACUUUACUGGCAAUGUUUAAAGAGGAUGUACAGCUGUUUUAAGAGGGACUGCUGUGCUUGUAUCUGUGGCAACAACAGUAAACACUCACAUAAUA
Paramacrobiotus metropolitanus is the source of this 2197-nucleotide messenger RNA. RefSeq names its product suppressor of tumorigenicity 14 protein-like. Gene Ontology annotation, molecular function: protein binding; serine-type endopeptidase activity. The coding region runs from base 386 to 2122 and encodes 578 amino acids. The record is from RefSeq and is a predicted model, not a curated record. The transcript has 11 exons. Gene Ontology annotation, biological process: proteolysis. Lineage: Eukaryota; Metazoa; Tardigrada; Eutardigrada; Parachela; Macrobiotidae.